Mesorhabditis belari is the source of this 825-nucleotide messenger RNA. Lineage: Eukaryota; Metazoa; Nematoda; Chromadorea; Rhabditida; Rhabditidae. The record is from the annotation of a GenBank genome assembly.
AUGAGCACCGACAAGGAGGAAGUGGCGCCAACGAGCGGCGGAUGCUGUUGCUCAAUGCCAUCACUGGAGAAAGCGAGGGGACUUUUCUCGUCGAUUUUCGCCUAUUUUCAUGGCCCAUCCGCGAAUAAUAGCAUUGGAGACAAAUCAAUAAACGGAAAAGCGGCACCAUUUCACACACCGCAAAUCGACCGAAAAGUCACCCAAAACGAGCCACAAGCACACCGUAGAAGCAGUAUGGAGACGAUCAAUGCACACUCGAGUGCCAAGAAUAAUGAGAGCCGCGGCGGUCAGAUCACUCACCCGAAUAUCGAGGCCUGGGAUCCGGAUGUGUACGAGAAAGAACUAUUGCGUCGAACGUGGAGCGACGAUUUCGAUUUCCUCUACGAACUUGGCGCCGCCAUCUAUUGCUACAUUUUCGAUCACAAUCCGAAUUGUAAACAACUUUUCCCGUUCAUUUCAACUUAUCAAGGUGAUGACUGGAAGCACAGCAAAGAGUUUCGCUCACAGGCGCUCAAAUUUGUCCAGACAUUGGCUCAAACGGUGAAAAACGUUUAUCACAUGGAUCGGGUCGAGGUCUUUUUGUAUGGAAUUGGGCAACGACAUUGCAAAUUCGCCGAACGUGGCUUCAAAGCCGAGUACUGGAAUAUUUUCCAGGAUGCAAUGGAGCACUCACUCGCUGAUCACAUGAAUGGCUUGAAAGAUUUGAAUGACGAUCAGAAAAAGGAUGCUGUUAGGGUAUGGCGAACAUUGGCCCUCUACGUAACAACCCACAUGAGCCACGGAUUCUUUGACGGAAUGAAAGGAGUCAACAAAUUUGCCGAACAA